AUGAGUUUGAAGGAACCCAGUGAUAGUUUGGACUCACCACGGUUUGUGGACGCUCCCGCAAUGCAGGACUCAUCGGUAAAGGCCAAAGCAACUGCGACCAAAGCUAUUGGACCAUAUCGCAAGUCAGAUAUCUUUGAGAUAUUGGCCGUCCUAUGCUACACAUGUAUUCCUCACAUUGAAUUGCUCCUUCAUGUGUGGUUCUUUUACAACUGGCGCUAUCUAUGGCCUUUUGCCGUGAUGUAUUGGACGUUUGCCUACUUUAUUGAUGUGGAUACGCCAUACACGGGUGGAACAGAUCGCUGGAGGUUCAUCAGGGAUUGGUCGUUUUGGAAGUAUUUCAGGGACUAUUUCUCUGCUGAACUCAUCAAAACAGCCGAUCUGGACCCCAGGGGAAACUAUCUCUUUGGUUACCACCCCCACGGUAUUUACUGCUAUGGCCUACUCCCAAACUUUAUAACAGACGUCAACAAUUUCUCUGGUCUCUUUCCGGGAAUCAAACUCCGCAUGACAACACUGGAUCUUAAUUGGAGUAUACCGCUCUGGCGCGAAUCCCAAAUGGCGUUUGGUGUCAUUUCGGUUUCUGCAAAGUCUUUGAAACAUGUCUUGACUAAAAAGGGGCCUGGAUGGAGUACCAUGGUUGUUGUAGGUGGUGCGGAUGAAGCUCUAUUGUCGUACCCGGGAACCAAUGAUAUUGUUAUCGACCGACGAAAGGGAUUCAUAAAGAUUGCAAUUCAGACUGGUGCCUCUCUGGUCCCCGUCUUUACAUUCGGCGAAAACGACUUGUUUUGGCAAGUAACAGACGCGAACGCUCCUUCUAUUCGGAAAAUACAGAAUAGCUUGACCAAAAAGAUGACCUUUUCGCUUCCCCUUAUAUGGGGUCGGUUUGGGCCUUUCCCACGCAAGGUUAAAAUCGUGUCUGUUGUUGGUGCGCCCAUACCGGUGACAAAGCAGGAAAAUCCUUCCCGCGAGUACGUUGCGGCGGUGCAUAAGCAAUAUGUAGACGCUUUGGUGAAACUGUAUCAUGACCACAAGGAUAAAUAUGCUGUGGAUCGGAUUAGCGAGUUGAAAAUUGUCAAGUAG
Molecule: messenger RNA, 1080 nt
Organism: Spizellomyces punctatus DAOM BR117
Lineage: Eukaryota; Fungi; Chytridiomycota; Chytridiomycetes; Spizellomycetales; Spizellomycetaceae
Exons: 7
Coding region: 1-1080 (359 amino acids)
Biological process (GO): triglyceride biosynthetic process
Cellular component (GO): endoplasmic reticulum membrane
Molecular function (GO): diacylglycerol O-acyltransferase activity
Source: RefSeq, a predicted model, not a curated record